CGGAGCGCGGUCUUGGAACAAAGUGAGGGCGCAAAACUUCCCCUGCUGCUGCCUCGGCCUCUCGGAGCCUCUCGGAGCCUCUCGGAGCCCCCGGACUGAAGGAGCUGGCGAGGAGGCGCCCCGAAGGCGAGCCCCCCGCGCUCGAUUGCUGGGUCCGGGUUGGAGGCUGCGAGGAGGGGCGAGCCAAGGUAUGUGAGUGGGGUCCUAAGGACCAGCCUCCUGGAGCAGAGGGCCCUAAAGAAAUCACCCCAGUGUUGUCCAGGGAUUGAAACACUGGACUAAUGGGAAGACAUCAUGGUGUGGUAGAAAGGUCAGUGAAACAGGAAUUAGUGCCUGUGUGUUACCGACCCAUUUCCCACUGUGUGACUCUGGAGUGUUUUCAUGGAUCCUCUUUUUGUGGUUGUUAAACAUAAUGUGCCGCCCUCAAGACCAUGUGAACUGCAUUGAUCACUAAUUGCUUUUGCAUCAAAAAGUGAUUCUUCAGGUGAAGAUGGGGAAUUCUGAGAGUCAAUACAGUCUUCAAGGAUCUAAAAAUCAUAACAGUUCUGCCACUGGUGCAAAACAGAAGCCUUGUCCUCUGAAAAUCCGCAGCAUCCAUGCAAAAGAUGAAAAAUCUUGCUCAUUGCAUGGGUGGGGGCAUGGAAACAGUGGGACAAAUUACAAGUCUCGAUCCCUGGCCAGGAGCUGCCUUUCCCACUUUAAGAGUAACCAGCCUUAUUCAUCAAGACUCAAUGACCCAUUGGCCAAAGGCUCUAAAGGCAAUACCCACACAAAGCACAAAGUGAAUGUGUCAGGAAACUAUUUACAAGGAAAGAAUUCUGCCUUCUUGUCUGAGAAUGGCUUUCAUUAUAUUAGUCAUGAACCAGCAGAUAACCAUAUCACCUCCAGAGACUGCAAUGGACACCUUCUGAACUGUUAUGGGAAAAAUGAGAGUCUUGCCUCAACCCCACCAGCUGAAGACCGGAAGAGCCCAAAGGUUCUUAUUAAAACACUGGGAAAAUUGGAUGGAUGUUUAAGGGUUGAGUUCCACAAUAGUAGCAACAACAAAGUGCCUACAGAGGACUCCACUGGACCAGUCCAACUGUUGAGGUAUUCUCCUACAUUAGAGUCUGAAUCUUCCAACCUAACUGAAGUACGGAGAAAUUCUAGUACUGAUUAUCCUCCCAGCCAUUGCCUUUCUCCUACUGAUUCCCGGCUGCGAUCUAGCAAAGGCAGCUCUUUUAGCUCUGAGUCUUCUUGGUAUGACUCUCCUUGGGGAAAUGCUGGGGACAUCAAUGAACUGGAGGGAUCUUACCUGACCAGAAGCACUCCAGAUACCAGCAUCCAUUCCAGUUUUCCAUCAGAUGAUGCCAAAAAGCCUUUUAACCAAAGUUCAUCUCUAUCUUCCCUCCGGGAGCUGUACAAAGAUGUUGCCUUAGAACAUCUUCCUCCAUCAGGCAUUAGACUUUCUGAUGAAUUCAUUGGUACACAUGCCAGUUUAAAUAGUAGAGUUUCAUUUGUCUCAGACAUUGAUGUGCCCUCAAGGGCAGAGCAAAGAGGACCUGUACAGUACUGUUCUUAUACCCUUCCCUGUCGGAAGUCCAAACCCUUAACAGAAGAUACUUCUAAAAAGGACACGUUAAAAACUAGAAUGAGGCGAAUCAGCGAUUGGACAGGAAGUCUCUCAAGAAAGAAAAGGAAACUCCAGGAGCCCAAAUCCAAGGAUGGAUAUGACCAUUUGGAUUCUCGAACUGAUGGUCUCAGUGCAGAAGCACUGUUGCCUUCACAGUUGUCUAGUUUGCUGUGGUCAGGUGGCUCUGGCCAGACCCUGCCUCAGAGGAGUGAGUCCACUAAUGCAAUUAGCAGUGACCCCUUGCGACAGAACAUCUAUGAAAAUUUCAUGCGGGAGUUGGAGAUGAGUAGGACUCAUGUGGAGAACACAGAAACGUCGACAGAAACAGCAGACUCCAGUAGUGACUCAGUUAGCUCCUUGGAGCAACUGGACCUGCUCUUUGAGAAGGAACAAGGAGUGGUCCGGAAAGCUGGCUGGCUCUUUUUCAAGCCUCUUGUGACUCUUCAGAAAGAGAAGAAGCUGGAGCUUGUGGCCAGGAGGAAAUGGAAACAGUAUUGGGUAACUCUUAAAGGAUGUACCCUGCUGUUCUAUGAGACAUAUGGGAAAAAUUCCAUGGAUCAAAGUAGUUCACCUAGAUGUGCUCUUUUUGCGGAAGAUAGCGUAGUGCAGUCUGUCCCUGAACAUCCCAAGAAGGAAAAUGUAUUCUGCCUCAGCAACUCCUUUGGAGAUGUCUACCUUUUUCAGGCCACUAGCCAGACUGACCUGGAAAAUUGGGUGACUGCCAUACAUUCUGCUUGUGCCUCUCUUUUUGCAAAGAAGCAUGGGAAAGAAGACACAGUCCGGUUGUUAAAGAAUCAGACCAAAAACCUACUCCAAAAGAUUGACAUGGACAGCAAGAUGAAAAAAAUGGCUGAGCUGCAGCUCUCUGUGGUUAGUGACCCUAAGAACAGGAAAGCCAUAGAAAAUCAGAUCCAGCAGUGGGACCAGAAUCUAGAAAAAUUUCACAUGGAUCUCUUCAGGAUGCGCUGCUAUUUGGCCAGUCUACAAGGUGGAGAGUUACCAAAUCCCAAGAGUCUCCUUGCUGCCACGAGUCGUCCUUCUAAACUGGCACUGGGCAGAUUGGGCAUCUUAUCAGUUUCUUCCUUCCAUGCUCUGAUAUGCUCCAGAGAUGAAUCAGCUCUUCGGAAACGAACAUUGUCAUUGACGCAGCAAGGUCAAAGUAAGAAGGGAUUGUUUUCAUCACUGAAAGGACUGGACACUUUGGCAAGAAAAGGGAAAGAUAAAAGGCCAUCCAUAACUCAGAUUUUUGAUUCAAGUGGCAAUCAUGGAUUUCCUGGAAAUCAGCUGCCUCAGAGCUCCAAUAAUUCCAGUGAGGUGGAUGAAUUUCUGCAUAUUUACAGUUCUGCAUCAGACAGUGGUCCCCGAGAAAACACUUGGGAAAUCCAGGCUUAUGUUCAUUUCCAGGAUAAUCAAGGAGUUACUCUAACCAUCAAACCAGAACACAGAGUGGAAGAUAUUUUGUCUCUAGCAUGCAAGAUGAAGCAACUGGACCCCAGGUACUAUGGCCUACAACUUAGAAGACUAAUUGAUGAAAACUUCGAGUAUUUAAUUCCAGCUCCUUAUGAAUAUAUGCAAGAACAGGUUUAUGAUGAAAUAGAAAUCUUCCCUCUAAGUGUUUAUCAUGUACAUCUUACUAAAACUGGGAAUGUUACUGAUUUUGGAUUUGCAGUUACAGCUCAAGUUGAUGAACAUCAGCAUCUUAGCCGAAUAUUUAUAAGUGAUGUUCUCCCUGAUGGCCUGGCAUAUGGGGAAGGGUUGAGAACAGGCAAUGAGAUCUUGACUAUAAAUGGGGAAGUUGUUUCUGACCUUGACCUUAGGCAGAUGGAAUCAUUAUUUUCUGAGAGAAGUGUGAGGCUCACCCUGAGAGCCAGUCCUUUGGAUACAAAGCAAACCCUGGGCACCUCCUGGUCAGACAGUGACCUUUCCAAGGACCAGAAAAACGUACUCCCCCCUCCUAACCAAUCACAGCUUCUGGAGGAGUUCCUGGAUAACCUUAAAAAGAACACAGCAAAUGAUUUCAGCAAUGUUCCUGAUGUUACGGCUGGUUUGAAACGAAGCCAAACCGAUGGUACCUUGGACCAAGUUACCCACAGGGAGAAAACUGAACAUACAUUUAGGAGUGCUGAACAAAUCGCUGCACUGUGUGGAAGCUUUAACGAGGCCCAGCCAAACUCAGACGGCAUGGAAGGACCCAAGGAGGCUCAGGAACCACCCCCGAGGCCGCUGGCUCGGCACCUGUCUGAUGCAGAUCGACUGAGGAAAGUUAUCCAGGAACUCAUGGACACAGAGAAGUCUUAUGUCAAGGAUCUGACCUGCCUUUUUGAAUUGUACUUAGAACCACUUCAGAACGAAACAUUUCUUACACAAGAUGAGAUGGAGUCCCUUUUUGGAAGUUUGCCAGAAAUGCUGGAGUUUCAAAAGGUGUUUCUGGAGACCCUGGAGGAUGGUAUUUCUUCAUCCUCUGACUUUAACAGACUUGAAACUCCUUCCCAGUUCAGAAAAUUACUCUUCUCCCUUGGAGGUUCUUUCCUUUAUUAUGCAGACCAUUUUAAAUUGUACAGUGGAUUCUGUGCCAAUCAUAUUAAAGUACAAAAAGUUCUAGAGAGAGCUAAAACAGACAAAGCAUUUAAGGCAUUCUUGGAUGCCCGAAACCCUACCAAGCAGCAUGCCUCCACACUGGAAUCAUACCUCAUUAAGCCCGUUCAGAGAGUUCUGAAGUACCCUCUGUUGCUCAAAGAGCUAGUGUCCUUGACAGACAAUGAGAGUGAGGAACACUAUCACCUGACAGAAGCACUGAAGGCAAUGGAAAAGGUAGCAAGUCAUAUCAAUGAAAUGCAGAAAAUAUAUGAAGAUUAUGGCACUGUGUUUGACCAGCUUGUAGCAGAACAGAGUGGGACAGAGAAGGAGGUUACAGAACUUUCCAUGGGAGAGCUCCUGCUGCACUCUACAGUUUCCUGGUUGAAUCCUUUCCUGUCUCUAGGAAAAGCAAGGAAGGAUCUUGAACUCACAGUAUUUGUUUUUAAGAGAGCUGUCAUACUGGUUUAUAAAGAAAAUUGCAAACUGAAGAAGAAAUUGCCCUCCAGUUCCCGGCCUGCAAAUGUUCAUGGUGACCUGGACCCAUUCAAAUUCCGGUGGCUGAUUCCCUUAUCCGCUCUUCAAGUCAGACUGGGAAAUGCAGCAGGGACAGAAAACAAUUCCAUCUGGGAGCUGAUCCACACUAAGUCAGAGAUAGAAGGCCGGCCAGAAACUAUUUUUCAGUUAUGUUGCAGUGACUGUGAAAGUAAAACCAACAUUGUAAAGGUGAUCCGUUCCAUCCUGCGGGAGAAUUUCAGGCGUCACAUAAAGAGUGAAUUGCCACUGGAGAAGACAUGUAAAGAUCGCCUGAUACCACUCAAAAAUCGUGUUCCUGUUUCAGCCAAAUUAGCUUCAUCAAGGUCCUUAAGGGUACUAAAGAAUUCUUCCAGCAAUGAGUGGAACAGCGAUACUGGAAAAGGAAACUUACUGGAUUCUGAUGAAUGUAGCCUGAGUAGUAGUACGCAAAGCAGUGGUUGUCACACAACAGAAAGUAGGCAGGAAUCCAAGGAUUCAUCACCUGAGAAGUACCCACAGACAUGUUCAUCUGAUUUUUCAGACAGUCUUAUUAAAGAGUCCGAUAUUCUAAGCGAUGAAGAUGAUGAUUUUCAUCACACUCUGAAAAAGGGCAGCCCUACAAAAGAUAUUGAAAUUCAGUUCCAAAGGCUGAAGAUCUCUGAGGACCCUGAUGGUGGCAGCACAACUGAUCAACAGCCCAGAACAGAGGUUGUAAAUAAUCAUAACAGUGCUGAGCAUCCUAAAUUGGUGCGUGGACAUUUCUGUCCCAUUAAACGGAAAGCAAACAGUACCAAAAGGGAUAGAGGGACUUUGCUAACGCUACAAGCACGCCAUCAGUCUCUUGACAGUAAAUCUGAAAAUGCUAACAAUGAUUUAAAUUCCAUACUAGAGAGGGAAUUCAGUGUCCAGAGUUUAACAUCUGUUGUUAAUGAGGAGUGCUUUUAUGAGACUGAGAGCCAUGGAAAAUCAUAGCGCUGACUCUAAAGUUUAAAUUUUAAUCCACAUAUGGUUUAAGUGGCUCAUUUUGCUUUUCAACUAGUGAUAAAAUGGAAAUUGCCAGAAAACUACUAACUUUGGUUUUGUGCACUAUGUUUUCCCACAAAAGAAUAGCUGUAAAGGUUUAAGUUAUUUUAAUUUAUUGUAUAUCAGAAAAGUAGAUUAAGCUGGUCAGAAUCUGUAAAUUACUUAGUUUAUAUCCUUUUUUUGAGCAGGUAUCAAAAUUAUUUGGUGUCCUUAAAAUAAAAUUGCAUUUUAAUUAUUUUAAGUUAUGUGAAAAAAGUAAGGUGGGAAAUUUGUGAUUAAUUGCUUUUUAAAAGGUCAAGUUUUUUAAUCCUCUGGGCAUUUUCUUUCAGCUGUUUAUCUUUGCUUAAUUAUGCUUUAAAGUUAUUUUUCAAUGUGGUUUAGGGGCACAAUGUGCAAGAAUUUCAUUUUGUAAGGUUAUAAGAGAGGCUGUUUAUAAUAAACAUAUAUAUAAAUAUAUCUAUGCAGUAUAUCUAUUAAAAGAACGCUUGUACUUUAA
This is a messenger RNA of Dromiciops gliroides (monito del monte), 6221 nucleotides long. It is a transcript of the gene TIAM2, whose product is annotated as TIAM Rac1 associated GEF 2. Gene Ontology annotation, biological process: activation of GTPase activity; positive regulation of axonogenesis; small GTPase-mediated signal transduction. Gene Ontology annotation, molecular function: guanyl-nucleotide exchange factor activity; protein binding. Lineage: Eukaryota; Metazoa; Chordata; Mammalia; Microbiotheria; Microbiotheriidae. Gene Ontology annotation, cellular component: synapse; membrane. The record is from RefSeq and is a predicted model, not a curated record. Bases 491 to 5674 code for a protein of 1727 amino acids. The transcript has 29 exons.